CAAAUCUGGGUGUCGCUUCCUGUUUGGAGCUCAACAUUUUCACUUCCCUCACCUAUAAAGAUGAGAAAAAAUAAGAAUCUCAUCGUCAAUAUGGACUCGCUCGUCCUUCUCCUCCUCAUCCCCGCACUUCACCUGGUACAUGCAGCUCAUUCUCAGGUCUCAGUCCAACCCACUGUGGAGUUUGUGUCCGGACAGUCCAGGAUCUUCUCCGGUGAGAACCUUAAACUCCGUUGCCAAGUUCUGGACGACUACAACUCCGCCUGGACUAUCCAGUGGUUCCGGGACCUGCAGCUGUUGCCUCGGGGAGGGGAUGUUCUGUAUCUCAGGAGAGUGUCGGUGGAAGCGAACGGGAAAUACUCCUGUCGAGGAGUGAGAGGCACGGACCAGGGUAACAUUUACACCAAGAGCAGUCCACCUGUGGAUGUCCAAGUCGACGGUGGGUGGGCAAUUCUACACAACCCCCAGAAUCGAAGUCUGGUGGGAACAACGCUGGAGCUGAGCUGUGACCUGCGAAACAAUCCCAAGGUUCGGGAGGUGAUCCUGUACAAAAACGGUGUGGAAGUCAUGAGAAAUGGCCAACUGAACCAACGCUUCUACCUGAGCAACGUGACGCUGGCGGACACCGGGCGCUACUCCUGCAGGGCAUCAUGGGACAUACAGAGGCAGACGUACUCCGUCAUCUCAACUCCAACCUACGUGGAAAUCUUAGAGAUUCUGACCAAGCCGGUGCUGGUGAUGGUCACAGAUGAUCCAAAAAUUCCAGCGACUAAGAUGAGGCUAGAGUGUCACGUCCAGUACAACGCUCCGGAGCCCGCCCCUGCAGCCCAUUACUACUUCUACCAGCAGGACACCCAGGUGGCGCCCGCCUCCUCCCUCAACCGCGUCCUGCUCAGCCGUCAGCCUGGCUUGUACACCUGCAAGGUACGGGUGCCUCAGUUGGGUCUUCUGAGAUUGAGUGAGGCCAGAAGGUUUCGAUAAGGAAUCAAAGUCUGCUAUGACUGGCUGCUGUUCAAGGUCAGAGCCGGUCAUCGGUCCCUUUAAGGAAGCGAGGUCUCCGUAACUAAUGCUUCAGACUUCAACCCUCUAACCUCUCGGGAAACAGAAUUUUGGUUCUCACCCAUUACAUUUUUGGAGCCAGAUUUUCCAGGGUCCACGUCCGCACCUGCAAAAUGAAGACCUUUAUUCUGCUGCUUCAAACAGGAACAAAAAUGGGAAGAAUUCAAGAUGUCUGAAUUAAAUAAACCGAAAGUGAAAAAUCUGUAUCUUUUAUCUGAAUUAUUUGCUUCUGAUUUCUAUUGUAAUGUCCAAGUGUUCAAUGUAGC
This is a messenger RNA of Synchiropus splendidus (mandarinfish), 1322 nucleotides long. RefSeq names its product low affinity immunoglobulin gamma Fc region receptor III-B-like. Gene Ontology annotation, biological process: cell surface receptor signaling pathway. The transcript is spliced from 5 exons. The record is from RefSeq and is a predicted model, not a curated record. Gene Ontology annotation, molecular function: transmembrane signaling receptor activity. Bases 61 to 978 code for a protein of 305 amino acids. Lineage: Eukaryota; Metazoa; Chordata; Actinopteri; Syngnathiformes; Callionymidae.